Arabis nemorensis is the source of this 153-nucleotide messenger RNA. NCBI's taxonomy places the organism in Eukaryota, Viridiplantae, Streptophyta, Magnoliopsida, Brassicales, Brassicaceae. The record is from the annotation of a GenBank genome assembly.
AUGGAGGGAGCCAUGAGUUCACAAGAAGUGAGUGACGAUGAAGAUGACUCCAAAAUGAUUGACCGAGACACAAGAGCAUCAUCAUCGUCUGCAUCAUUGUCACUGCGGCUCUUACCCUUCUUGAAAGAGAUGGCUAGGUCAAACAUCCCAUGA